AUGGUCAAAUACUCCUCCGUCAUGUUCGCCGGCCUGGCUGCCGCUCUUCCGCUCAACAUCAACUUGGGGGCAUACUCGCCCGCUUUGGUAGUCGGCAACUUCGGAGGUAAACAGGACGUCUCGCAACUGAUCAACGCACUUGAAGGCGCUGCGGUUAACGCUGCCGCAGGUGCUGCCUCCAACGCCGAUGUGGCUCCCGAGGAAAAGAAGCCAGUUCAAGCUGCCGCCGCUCCCGUCGUCGUCGCUGCUGCUCCCACCGUCCUGCCUUCCUCACCAGUUGUCGUGCCCACGACCCCCGGAGGUGUCAGCCCGGCAGCGGUCGACAACAACAACAACGCUCCCAAGAUUGAUCCCACUCUUGCUCAACAAAUUAAGAAUGUGUUAAAAGCUGAUGAUAAGAACCCUGCUGUAAAGGCCCAGUCCAUCCAGGGCCUCCAAGGCAUGGGCAAGAAGUCGAUCGCCCCUCGGGCUGAGCCGUGCGAUGACAUGGAAGCGGUACCUCUAGACCUAGACAAGGCCAAGAUUAAGAGAGACCUUGCCGGCUUUGACAGGGCGCUCAAGUUCUCUGAGGCGGCCUUGACCAAGGGACCUAAGGUUCAGUUGGGUACUGGUGCUGAAGGCUCGGGGGUGGGCAUUAUUGUGGAUAAUAAUGCUAGUACUCAACCCGCCGCCGCCGAGAAAAAGAAGAAGAAGCGCGCCACCGCCAACGACGAGACCACCACCGCCCCGAGACGCAGGACAACAAAGGUGACGACCAUGUAUGUCCGGAGGGGUAUUCCUGUUUCCCUCCAAGACCGGAACUACCCCGAACUCGCAGCGCGUGAGGUCGUCCAUUCUUACAUCGCCAACGUACCCAUCAAGUUCGCCAAACGCAAUGCUACCACCACCACCACCGGUACGGAAGCGAAGCGGGACACCACUAUUGAUGCUGUCAACUUGAAUGUUGAUACUGGUAAUGAAGGUGUCACGAUGACGUUUGUUGAGUCGUUGGAUCAUGAUGAUGAUGAGGAGGAAUAG
Molecule: messenger RNA, 1017 nt
Organism: Sordaria macrospora k-hell
Lineage: Eukaryota; Fungi; Ascomycota; Sordariomycetes; Sordariales; Sordariaceae
Source: RefSeq, a predicted model, not a curated record